Colletes gigas is the source of this 1391-nucleotide messenger RNA. It is a transcript of the gene 128up, whose product is annotated as GTP-binding protein 128up. The coding region runs from base 256 to 1359 and encodes 367 amino acids. Gene Ontology annotation, biological process: cytoplasmic translation. The record is from RefSeq and is a predicted model, not a curated record. Gene Ontology annotation, molecular function: GTP binding; GTPase activity. NCBI's taxonomy places the organism in Eukaryota, Metazoa, Arthropoda, Insecta, Hymenoptera, Colletidae. The transcript is spliced from 8 exons. Gene Ontology annotation, cellular component: cytoplasm.
AAAUAAUAUUAAAUCUCUAUUUGAAAACUGGCUUAAAGUCUGGGACAAAAAUUUUGCAUUUUUUUUUUAUAGCAAAGCUAUGAUAUUUGGCCGCAUUCAACUGUGUGUAACAUGUGCAUAUAACUUGUCAGCACGUGUAAGUUUUUAUAGCGAAGUAUUCGCGCAAAUUUGUAAUGGAAGAAACUGAAAGAUCAUAAAUAAGAACGUAUUUUAAAUAGAAAUUAAAGAAAGCUCUGUAUAUCAUAUUAUUCCAAGAUGAGUACAAUAUUGGAAAAGAUUGCUUCAAUCGAAGCCGAGAUGGCUCGUACUCAAAAAAAUAAAGCUACAUCUAGCCACUUAGGUUUACUAAAAGCAAAAUUAGCUAAACUGAGAAGAGAACUCAUAACUCCAAAAGGUGGCGGAGGUGGUGGUGAGCAAGGUUUUGAAGUGGCUAAAACUGGUGAUGCUAGAAUAGGUUUUGUUGGCUUUCCAUCUGUUGGUAAAUCUACUCUUUUAAGCACUCUUGCUGGUGUAUAUUCAGAAGUUGCAGCAUAUGAGUUUACAACCCUGACGACUGUUCCAGGGUGUAUAAAGUACAAGGGUGCAAAAAUACAGUUAUUGGAUCUUCCCGGUAUUAUCGAAGGUGCCAAGGAUGGCAAGGGACGUGGAAGGCAAGUUAUAGCAGUAGCUAGAACUUGUAGUUUAAUAUUCAUUGUUCUGGAUGUACUGAAACCACUUGGACACAAAAGGCUAAUUGAGCAUGAAUUAGAAGGCUUUGGGUUACGAUUAAACAAACAGCCACCAAACAUUACCUUCAGGAAAAAGGAUAAAGGUGGCAUCAACUUUCAGACUACGUGCGCACAAUCGGAACUUGACUUAGACAACGUGAAAACUAUUCUGUCAGAGUACAAAAUUCAUAAUGCAGAUAUUACUUUGCGGUAUGAUGCUACGUCCGACGAUCUGAUCGACGUUAUCGAGGGAAACCGUGUUUAUGUACCUUGUAUUUAUUUGCUCAAUAAAAUAGAUCAAAUCAGUAUCGAAGAGUUAGACGUUAUUUACAAAAUUCCGCAUUGUGUACCUAUUUCUGCUCAUCAUAAAUGGAACUUCGAUGAUUUGCUUGAAAAAAUGUGGGAUUAUUUGCAGCUGGUUCGAAUUUAUACCAAACCUAAAGGUCAACUUCCGGAUUAUAAUUCUCCUGUAGUAUUAAAUAGAGAGAAGCGAACUGUUGAAGAUUUUUGUAACAAACUUCAUCGAUCUAUCGCAAAAGAAUUUAAGUAUGCUCUUGUAUGGGGUUCGUCUGUCAAACAUCAACCGCAGAAAGUAGGUAAAGACCAUGUAUUGUGCGACGAGGAUGUCGUACAGAUUGUGAAAAAAGUAUAAUUCCACUUAAAGUUUUACGCGCAAUUAUAAUA